AUGGGCCCCUCCCCAAGUCUGUCACCUUCCCAUCGCCCGCGAAAGAAGAGGAGAUUGCUAUCAACGACCGCUCCCCACUCAAACAUCGAUCUUAUCACCAACACGGAUGCAACUCAGCCUUCUCCCACCUUUCCGCUCGUGUCGUUUCUAUGGACAGCUCGUGCCGGUGUAUCCCAAUGGGUUGUGCUACCUCUGAUUCUGAUGGUCGUUGGGUUAUUUCGCUGGUCCACAGGCCUAUGGGGAUAUUCUGGCCAAAACACUCCUCCAAUGUACGGUGACUUUGAGGCUCAGCGACACUGGAUGGAAAUCACCACCCAUCUACCGUUGUCGCUAUGGUACUUCUAUGACUUACAAUGGUGGGGUCUGGACUACCCUCCCCUGACUGCCUAUCACAGUUGGCUUUUGGGUAAAUUCGGUUCGAUCAUUGACCCCUCAUGGUUUGUCCUGGAUGACUCCCGCGGAGUUGAAGGCCCUUUACUCAAAGUCUAUAUGCGUGCGACAGUCGUGAUCUCCGAAUACCUCGUUUACAUUCCUGCCGUUGUUAUAUUUCUUAGGAGAUACUCUCGAAUGCAAGGAACUCACGUCUGGGCUUCUUCCAUUGCGCUUGUUGCCAUCCUUAUGCAGCCUGCCACUAUUCUUGUAGACCAUGGACAUUUCCAAUACAAUACCGUUAUGCUCGGGCUAGUUGUCGCAGCAUUGGAAAGCAUGUUCGCCAGCCGGAUGCUCUGGGCCUGUUUGUUCUUCGUAUCGUCCCUAUGCUUCAAGCAGAUGGCUUUGUAUUUUGCCCCAACGAUAUUCGCCUUCAUGCUUGGCUCCUGUUUUUCACUACGCGUGAGGAUUGGCCGUUUAAUCAGCAUUAGUCUGAUCACGAUCCUUACGUUCGGCCUGAUAUUCGCUCCGUUCAUAAUCAUGCCUCUCUAUAACAAAUACCGCGGCAUUGAGCUGUCACUGCCCAGUCCGCCUCUCCUCCAAAACUUUCCAGUGCAGCUGGAUGAGUCCUCGUGGAUUUUCCCUCCAGUCCUGCAGCUCGCGCAGGCAAUCCAUCGCAUAUUCCCGUUUGCCAGGGGCUUGUUUGAAGACAAGGUUGCUAAUUUCUGGUGCACUAUCCACACAUUCUACAAACUCAACCGUUUCCCGUCAGCCUUACUCCAACGUGCGUCACUUGGAGCCACCAUUCUAAUGAUCUCGACGCCGUGCACGCUCAUCGCCCUAUACCCUCGGCCGACACUUCUUCUACCGGCACUAGCAAGCACGGCAUGGGGAUUUUUCCUAUGCUCCUUUCAAGUCCAUGAAAAGAGCAUCUUGUUACCACUCCUCCCCAUGACCCUACUUUUUGGCAGCGAGCGCGGCUUAAGCAAAGAAACACGGGCAUGGGUUGGCUGGGCGAACAUGCUUGGCGCGUGGACCCUCUUCCCGCUCUUACGACGCGACGAAUUGCGCGUUCCAUACUUCGUCCUCAUUCUGCUGUGGGCAUACCUGCUUGGCCUCCCACCAACGUCGCUAGACCUAUAUUGGAAUGAAUCGGCCGCGCCCUCUCAAGCGACUCAAAACGGCCCCGGGAAUUUACACAUUCUCACGAAGAUAUUGCAUUUGGUUUAUUAUUCAGCUAUGAUAUUCUGGCACUUUCUUGAAGCCUUCGUCGCUACACCGUCGGGGAAGCCGGACGUAUGGGUUGUGCUUAACGUUUUAAUCGGAGCAUCUGGGUUUGGCAUUUUAUAUCUGUGGUGCACGUGGAAACUCAUCCAGCAAACUUGGUUAAUGAGCCCGUCGGCGACUUCAUCGAAGACUCUGAAGGGCGAGUCCAAAACUUAA
This is a messenger RNA of Histoplasma mississippiense, 1812 nucleotides long. RefSeq lists its product with no specific name. Gene Ontology annotation, cellular component: endoplasmic reticulum membrane. The record is from RefSeq and is a predicted model, not a curated record. Lineage: Eukaryota; Fungi; Ascomycota; Eurotiomycetes; Onygenales; Ajellomycetaceae. Bases 1 to 1812 code for a protein of 603 amino acids. The transcript is spliced from 4 exons. Gene Ontology annotation, molecular function: dolichyl pyrophosphate Man9GlcNAc2 alpha-1,3-glucosyltransferase activity. Gene Ontology annotation, biological process: protein N-linked glycosylation.